Messenger RNA from Cydia strobilella, 734 nucleotides. RefSeq lists its product as uncharacterized. Bases 57 to 719 code for a protein of 220 amino acids. NCBI's taxonomy places the organism in Eukaryota, Metazoa, Arthropoda, Insecta, Lepidoptera, Tortricidae. Gene Ontology annotation, molecular function: RNA-DNA hybrid ribonuclease activity; nucleic acid binding. The transcript is spliced from 2 exons. The record is from RefSeq and is a predicted model, not a curated record.
UCUGGAGUUGCAGGCGUACAUAGGCUACGGAAACUGCUUAACAUUAGGUGGGCCGUAUGCUUGUUUGCCACCGACGUAGUAUAAAAAACAGUAAAUCGGUACUACAAGCGCUAUGCAGCGACAAACUUACUUCAGAGCUUAUACUUGAAUGUCAUCGAAGCCUCACUGAAGUGAGCAAAGAAGGCAACAAAGUAACAGUACAAUGGAUAAAGGGGCAUAGUGGAUCAAGAGGAAACGAUGCAGCGGAUGAACUGGCCAGGAAAGGUUCAGAAACACCGGCAUAUGGACCCGAGCCAAUCAUGCCCCUACCAAUAUCCUACAUACACAACCAGCUAGAACAACAUCACAGACAACUGCACAACAAGUACUGGAAUGAAAUGAAGACAUGCAGGCAAACCAAAGAAAUUCUACCGGAACUGAACCACAAACUUACCAAAAUAUUACUGAAAACACCAAGAAGCCAACUACGUAAAAUAGUAGGAUUAAUAACAGGACAUAACACACUAAACAAACACCUACAUAUUAUGGGUAAAACGGACAGCCCCAUGUGCAGAGCGUGCAUGGCAGAAGAAGAAACAACAAAACAUAUUCUCCUAGACUGUAAACAGGUAGAAGUAUAUAGGAGCAAAUACCUAGGGAAUCCAUGCACACUAAAGGAAGCAACUAGCAACCUGAAGACCUUGCUAGGCUUCGUGGAGGAGCUGGGGUGGUUAGAGUAGCGCUACCUCGUUUCA